Paramormyrops kingsleyae is the source of this 1159-nucleotide messenger RNA. The record is from RefSeq and is a predicted model, not a curated record. Lineage: Eukaryota; Metazoa; Chordata; Actinopteri; Osteoglossiformes; Mormyridae.
GGUAUCGUCGGCGAGAAAUAUGCACUAUGAUUACUUUUAACUUGUGAUUUUUAGUUUUUACCUAAUGGAGUUUCGACAAACCCAUUAAGGUCCCAAAACUAAUAUGGUGAGACAAGCAAUUAUUCAUUUUGAGAACACUGGCAAAAACCCAUUUAAUAAACAAAAAUCUUAGCCGCAGACAAAUUUAAAUCUCCCGAGUAUGGCGUAAACACUCAGCAGAUUUCAUUAUGCAAAAAUGUCUUAAGGCGGCUGUCGUAAAAUUUCCAAGUUUAGAUUCUUAACCAAAAGGAAAAAGUGGGAUUGGAGAAACGAGUGACGUUAUCUGUUGGAAAAAGGGAGGGUGAAAGCGAGACGGCUGGACUCCAUUAGUGAAACCCUCGGGAGACAGUUCGGGAUAUUUCACUUACAGGGGUUUUUGAAAAUUUCCUUCGGACAAAACAAGUAGUUCAUAUAAAAAAGACCACUUAUAGAAUUAGAAACAGGAGGACUUUUGUAUUCAGGAAGGAUGGCGCUGGACGGUAUACGGAUGCCCGAUGGCUGCUAUGCUGACGGCACUUGGGAAUUGAAGAUGCACGUGACCGACCUCCAUAGGGACGUCUCGCUGCGGGUCACAGGCGAGAUUCACAUUGGUGGGGUCAUGCUAAAACUCGUGGAAAAACUCGAUGUAAAGAAGGACUGGUCGGACCAUGCUCUGUGGUGGGAGAAGAAGAAAAUGUGGUUGUUGAAGACCCACUGGACCUUGGACAAAUAUGGAAUCCAGGCGGAUGCACGCUUGCUCUUCACACCUCAGCAUAAGCUGCUACGCCUGCAGUUACCGAACAUGAAGCACAUGAAGGUCAAGGUCAACUUUUCCGACCGCAUUUUCAAAGCCGUGUCUGACAUCUGCAAAACGUUCAGUAAGGCUUUUCUCUCUCUCUAUCUCUGACUUCUGCAUUUUUUAUAUCUCUGACACUUCAAGUAGAUGUUCACUUGUCGUGUUUGUGGUAGAUCUUGAGACUUAACAUGAAAACUGACAAUGUGAAAUGAAUAACAUUAUUUUGUUACAAUGGCACCUGUCAGGGGUGCCAUUAUAUAUUAUGCAAGUGAACAGUUGAUGGGUUGGAAGCAGGAAAAAUGGACAAGCAUACUGAUCUGAGCAACUUUGACAAGGGCCAAAUUG